UAUUAUUAUUACAGUAUUAUUAUUGAAUAAUGUUUCGCAUGUAAGAAGAAUAUUGGGAAAGUGGCGCCAUGUCAUCUACCGGCCAAAGUUCUCGUGGUCCUUGUUUGGAUGUGAUUACUCCAAUGGAUUUUCUAAGAAAGGAAGGUUAUCGAGUAGGAAAUAUAAUCGGUGAAGGAUGUUAUUGUAAAGUUAGAAAAGCAGAAAAAAAUGGAGAGAAACUGGCAAUUAAAAUCAUAUCUAGAAACAAAAAAUCUAAGGAAUAUAUUAAUAAAUUUUUACCACGUGAGCUGGAAAUUAUAUCUGAAAUAAAGCAUCCUCAUAUUGCCCUGAUUAAACGCAUAAUAGACUUUGGCCAUUACGUUUAUAUCAUUAUGGAAUUAGCUGAAAACGGUGAUCUACUUAAUCAUAUAAUGCAUCAUCGUUUCGUCCCAGAAGAUCGUGCCAGAAAAUAUUUCUUCCAAUUGGUUCAAGCUGUAGACUAUCUUCAUAAAAAGAACAUCAGCCAUCGUGACUUGAAAUGCGAAAAUUUACUUAUAACGAGCAAUGACGUAAUCAAAUUAACUGAUUUUGGCUUUUCGCGAAAAUGCAUCGAUCGCAAAACCGGUAGGAAAGUUCUCAGCGAAACUUAUUGCGGAAGUGCAGCAUACGCGGCUCCCGAAUUGUUGCGUGGUACCCCAUAUAAUCCAAUGAUGAAUGAUGUUUGGAGCAUGGGUUGCAUUCUGUUCAUUAUGGUCACAGGUACCAUGCCAUUCGACGAUUCCAAUCCACAAAAAAUGAUCCAACGUCAAUUGGACCGUCGCUUUCCUUAUCCUUCUUCACUGAAUAAAGAAAUAAGUAUGGAAUGCAAUGCACUGAUCGUUCGUAUUUUGGAACCUGAUGUCAUAAAAAGAGCUACAGUCGACCAAAUAAUAAGAAGCCCGUGGCUCUCUCGUCACAGAAAUAAAUCGAUGUCGUGCUGAUUUUCAACAGAAAUAUUUUUAUUCAGUACAAUAGCAAAUGACCAUUAAACGAUAUUUUUUAUACCACCGUGCAAUAGAAAAUUUUCGUUAAAUUACUUGACUUAUUAAUACAGAAUAUCCAGUGUUUGCUUGUUUGUAUAUAUACCUCAACGUGGGACGUUUAUUAUUAUUUAUUUAAACCAUGAUACAUAAAAUAAAUUUAAUAAUUAGUACGGAGUAUGCCAUUAUAUCUUGGAUUACGUAAAUAAAAUACUCGUAUGUUUUUUAGAUACUAUGAUUAAAUUAAUAACAAUGUUUAAUUGUUUUAUAAGCAUUUUUAUUAUAUUUAAAGUGAAUAUGCUAAAAUAAGUAGGGUUCAAUAAGUUCAAAAUCAGGAAUAGGGACAUGGCAAGUGAGCAUUGCGGUUAAAAAAUUAAAAAUUU
This is a messenger RNA of Centruroides sculpturatus (bark scorpion), 1381 nucleotides long. Its product is annotated as testis-specific serine/threonine-protein kinase 2-like. Bases 69 to 959 code for a protein of 296 amino acids. Gene Ontology annotation, cellular component: cytoplasm. The transcript has 4 exons. The record is from RefSeq and is a predicted model, not a curated record. Gene Ontology annotation, biological process: protein phosphorylation; microtubule cytoskeleton organization; intracellular signal transduction. Lineage: Eukaryota; Metazoa; Arthropoda; Arachnida; Scorpiones; Buthidae. Gene Ontology annotation, molecular function: ATP binding; tau-protein kinase activity; protein serine/threonine kinase activity.